AUGGAAGAAGACACCAAGGCAAUAAUUCGGAAGCAGAACGCUGCCAAGCCGGUCGCAGCCAAAAGUGCGGGUGCUCGGCCAGAGCCACGCCAGCACGCGCCAGCUGAUAACGGCGGCAAAAAAGGAGGUCUCCUCUACGUCGUGGACGAGAACAACGCCCCUGUCUCAACCAUGGUCCUGCACGAUAAAAAGUGGAAUGUUUACCAGCGAGAGACCGACUCUCCAGAUGCAUCUCCCAGUACCCCGAGUGCUGGUGUCGUGGCUAAAGGACACGACACGACCGAGUGCAAAUCCCUCUACGCCCAGUUCCUCUCCUCGAUCGAAAGCGGGGAUUACAAGAUCCAGCCGCCUAAACCCAAGCCAAAAGGAGAAAACAGCUGGAGCAGGAACAAAGACAAGAAGGCUCAGCGUAAAUCGCAGGGCAAGAACCGUAAAAACGACAAACAGUCGAAGGAUACGGAGAAAGCUGCCCGAGAGACCGAUGAUGACGACGACUCGGCAGAUGACGAUCAGCCGACCAAUCGCCAGCGCAUCGAAGUGAUCCGCGCCCAACCGCAACAAGAGAACGAAUCCGGGUCCUCGUCCGAAGAAGACGACGACACGAAAAACCUAGACAGCACUACGGAUCUUCGGUCCCUCCUCGAUCAAAAGUUUCGAUCCGCUACCGAGGAAACGCCAGUCUCCUCCGAUCUCCGCCGACAGAUCGACUCGAAUCGCGCCGCGAAAGCUUCGGCACAAGAAUCCUCCCAAAGGCAGUGCGCCGACAAGCCGAACUGCGAUCUGCGAGACAAACUCAACGCGAAGAUCGGCGACUUGCGGACAACCCUUAACCGCAAGAAAAGGGAUACUGCCGAAACGAGUAACGACCUCCGUGAUGUGCUCCGCGCAAAGCGAGCACAAACUCGUCCCCGGAUAAACGUCAUUAUGGGUGGAUCGCCUCCCUGCGGCGAUUCGGUAAGAGCAGUCAAAGACCACCGAAGGCAAGCCACCACUUCCCAACGGUGGCCCCAGAAGCAAGUAGACGAUCAGCCGAUUACCUUUUCGUCUGACGAUACACUCGGCGUGCACCUCCCUCAUAACGAUCCUUUGCUCGUCGUGCUCGGCGUCGACAAGUACGACGUCACAAAAGUACUUAUCGAUACCGGGAGCUCGGUAGAUAUCAUCUUUCGCGAAACCCUCGUAAAGAUGGGGAUUGACCUCAAUGACGUCAAGCCUUCUACUCGGACCCUGACAGGGUUCAACGGCUCGUCAGAAGUGAUCGCAGGCACAAUCCGCCUCUCGGUUCACGCAUGCGGAGUCACUCGGACAGUCAAGUUUUCUGUGGUCGGUUCCAAAGCCCCUUACCACGUUAUACUCGGCACCCCAUGGCUGCAUUCAAUGCGAGCAAUCGCAUCAACGUAUCAUCAGUGUGUUAAGUUCCCAGGAUCAGACGGAUCGAUCAAAACUCUGAAAGGCGAUCAGCAAGCCGCGCGUGAUCUCUUGAUCGCCACGGUUAAAAUCCAGCGCUCCCAAUCACUUGUCAACUCGGUCUCUCCUCCCACGAGCAAAGUCUGCCCGCAAAAGGAGGAGGUUCUCGAAGUACCAGUUGACGAGUCGGAUCCGAGCAAAUCAGUCCGAGUAGGCGCAUUUCUGCCCGACGAAAUGCAGCAGAAGAUUCUCGAGUUCCUUAAGCAAAACCUAUCCACAUUCGCCUGGACAAUGUCUGAUAUGAAGGGAAUCGAUCCAGCUAUCACGACCCACGAGCUCAAUGUUGAUCCCAACUUCAAACCCAUCCGGCAGAAGAGAAGAAAGUUGGGACCAGAGCGAUCCAAAGCAGUCGCAGAAGAAGUCGAGCGUCUACUCGGUGCCGGCUCAAUCACUGAAGACAGCUACCCGUUGCCUAGCAUCGAUCGCCUAGUCGAAUCAACGGCCGGCAACGAGAUGCUGACGUUCAUGGACGCCUUCUCGGGCUAUAACCAGAUCCUGAUGCACCCAGACGACCGGGAGAAAACCGCUUUCAUCACUGACCGGGGAACUUACUGUUAUAAGGUGAUGCCAUUCGGGUUGAAAAACGCCGGGGCAACCUACCAGAGGCUCGUUAACAGGAUGUUCGCCGACCAGUUGGGGAAAACAAUGGAAGUUUAUAUCGACGACAUGCUCGUCAAAUCCCUCCGAGCCGACGACCACCUAGCACACUUGAAGGAAUGCUUCACCAUCCUAAACAAGUACGGGAUGAAGUUGAAUCCCGCAAAGUGCACGUUUGGCGUCUCCUCGGGCGAAUUCCUUGGUUACAUCGUCACGCAACGAGGAAUAGAGGCUAACCCGAAACAGAUCUCAGCAGUCCUGAACCUCCCCAGUCCGAGAAACUGCCGCGAAGUUCAGAGACUAACAGGACGCAUCGCCGCCCUUAAUCGCUUUAUCUCCCGAUCUACCGACAAGUGUCUUCCCUUCUAUGAUCUCCUCCGAGGGAACAAGAAGUUCAUCUGGGAUGAUAAAUGCGAGGACGCGUUCGUCCAACUCAAGCAAUACCUGACGACUCCUCCCGUCUUGGCCAAGCCAGACGUAGGAGACGUUUUGUCUCUCUAUAUCGCUGUCUCCUCGGCAGCCGUCAGCAGUGUCUUGAUCAAGGAGGACCGUGGCGAGCAGCGUCCGAUUUUUUACACGAGCAGACGCAUGACCGGCCCGGAAACCAGAUACCCAACCCUUGAGAAGCUGGCUCUGGCCGUCGUCGACUCCGCGAGGAAAUUACGACCCUACUUCCAGUCACACUCUAUCGAGGUUCUGACCGACCAACCGCUCCGCACCGUCCUGCAAAAUCCCAACAGAGCCGGCCGGCUGACCAAGUGGGCAAUCGAACUGAGUGAGCUUGACAUUACGUACAAAUGUCGAACAGCCGCCAAAUCUCAAGUCCUCGCCGACUUCCUUGUCGAACUCACGCCAGAUCUUGCACAAGACCUCGAUGUCCCGAGUCCCAAUUGGAUUCUUCAUGUCGACGGAUCAUCGACGAGUAAAGGAUCCGGUGCUGGAGUCCAGCUUCAAUCGCCAACAGGAGAACUCAUCCGCCAGUCUUUCAGCUUCGGCUUCCCGGCCUCUAACAACGAGGCAGAGUAUGAAUCGUUGAUCGCCGGUCUUCGUCUCGCCCGAGCCGUCAAAGCCAAACGCUUGAGUGCUUAUUGCGACUCGCAGCUCGUCGCUAGCCAGUUUAGCGGCGACUACGAUGCUCGCAAUGAUAGAAUGGAUGCGUAUCUCCGAGUGGUUCAGGAGCUCGCUAGGGAAUUCGAUUUCUUCGAACUCACCAAGGUUCCUCGCGGAGAGAACGUUUGCGCCGAUGCCUUAGCCGCACUCGGGAGCAAACUCCACGAUCAGGUCAAAAGGACGAUACCCAUACAUCGGAUCGAUCGACCGAGCAUCGAUUCUUCCUCCGACGAAAGCUCUCUCAUCGCUCCAAUCUUUGCAACAACUCGACGAUCCACCACCGAUCAAACCGACACUGAGAUGCCCGAUCGUGACGAUACCUCAGUCGAUUGGCGAGCCGAGUUCCUAGAUUAUCUCAUACGAGAAGAACUGCCGAGCGAUAAGUGGGCAGCGAGACGCCUGAAGAGACGCAGCGCCCACUACGUCAUCAUAAACGACGAACUUCACCGAGUGACCGCGAACAAGGUUCUCUUAAAGUGCAUCCAGGGCGAUGAAGUACGCCGAGUAAUGGCUGAAACUCACGACGGAGCAGGAGGAAACCACUCGGGAGGCCGAGCACUCGCCCUUAAGGUUCGAAGCUUGGGAUUCUUUUGGCCGUCUAUGAACACUGACUGCGAGGCAUACGCUCGUCGGUGGGGGAUGGACAUCAUCGGGCCAAUGCCGAACUCGCGCCAACGUCGUUUCAUCCUGGUCCUCACCGAUUACUUCACUAAAUGGAUUGAAGCCGAAGCGUUCUCUCAGGUAACGGACAAGGAAGUCCGCACCUUCGUCUGGAAGAACAUCAUUUGCCGUCCCGGUUUGCCGUACGAGAUCAUAACGGACAAUGGCUCUCAGUUCAUGUCCGGAAACUUCAAAGAGUUCUGCAACAAGUGGAAUAUCCGUCUGAGCCCUUCGACUCCCCGUUACCCGCAAGGAAACGGACAGGCGGAAUCUUCCAACAAAAUUAUCAUCGAUGGAAUCAAGAAGCGACUCGACCUAAAGAAAGGCCAUUGGGCCGACGAGCUGGACGGCGUCCUCUGGUCGCACCGAACGACUCCUCGCGGUGCGACCAAAUCCACCCCUUUCUCUCUUGCUUACGGGAUGGAAGCAAUGGCCCCCGCCGAAGUUAACGUGACGAGUCUUCGGCGCGCCAAGAUGCCACAGUUCGUCGAGCUUAAUCAAGAUAUGCUCCUCGAUGCCCUCGAUGAACUCGAGGAAAAACGUGAUCAGGCGCUUCUUCGGAUCCAAAAUUACCAGAACCAGAUCGAGAGCUACUAUAAUAAGAAGUCACCUUUCCCCGAACAAACGAUGCCAGCCCCUUCAUCAAGCGGAGCACGAGCACUCGCCCAGCUAAAUCGGCUGAGCCUUGAUCAGGUAUCAGCCGAAGGGAAUAACAGCCUUGCGUCACCUGUGCGUCGUGCAUUGACCGGCUAUCCAAUGGAAAUUUCAGACCGUCUGAUCGAAGGACGACGGUUUGGCCGACCAAUAGUUCUCUCGAUCACUGCACUGCGUCUUGAAACCUUUUCCUCGGCAAUUCAAUAG
This is a messenger RNA of Raphanus sativus (radish), 4695 nucleotides long. RefSeq lists its product as uncharacterized. The transcript has 5 exons. Bases 1 to 4695 code for a protein of 1564 amino acids. The record is from RefSeq and is a predicted model, not a curated record. Gene Ontology annotation, molecular function: RNA-DNA hybrid ribonuclease activity; nucleic acid binding. Gene Ontology annotation, biological process: DNA integration. NCBI's taxonomy places the organism in Eukaryota, Viridiplantae, Streptophyta, Magnoliopsida, Brassicales, Brassicaceae.